Messenger RNA from Medioppia subpectinata, 2181 nucleotides. The record is from the annotation of a GenBank genome assembly. Lineage: Eukaryota; Metazoa; Arthropoda; Arachnida; Sarcoptiformes; Oppiidae.
AUGGGAAACAAGUCUUCAGCCAAAUCGGGUCCGCUAUAUAUCACCGAUCGGUGGCCAGCGGUUGAGCCCUCGCUAUCGACGACCAAACAGUGGUCACAGCCGUCGAUAUUUACCGCCAUUGACCGCAAAGACCCGCAACGCGUGCGACAACUGAUCCAAAGCGGACACAAUGUGAACAAACGGGACGGCAAUGGACUGACAGCUCUUCAUUUGGCGGCCAUUAAUGGCGAUGAAGAGUGUGUCCGAGUGUUGCUGUCGUCGGGAGCGCUGAUCCAGUUGUGUCCACUCAAACAGACAGCCCUCCACUUCGCCGCCCAAAACGGCACCCAAACAAUGGUCGACGUGUUGUUGGACUUCGGAUGUGUCCUCAACAGCAAAGACUCGAUGGGAUCGACACCUCUGGCCAGCGCUGUCGAGAUGAACAAUACGGACACUGCGGUCGCACUCUUGAGACGGGGCGCCACUCUUGAGCCCAUCGUUUGUGUGGCAGCCCUUCAGUACGGGUUUGUCGAUCUGUUCCGCUGUCUUCUCAACUUCAGGCCCGCUAUCGUCGACGCCAUCGAUUUGAACGCAGAGUUUCGCUUCACUCGAGUCACAGCUAUUGGUCUGAAGAUCUUAUACUUCGCCGGCUUUGCCAUCGACGGCACACUUGUCUCGCGUAUCAAACCUCUGGAUUGGAGUGACUUCUGUCUGACCGGACGAAUACGUCUUCCGCCCCAUCACUACAGUCGCGACAAAGACUUUGAAGCGUACGACCGGUUUGUUGAUUGGAUGGACGCCAGGGAUCAAGUGAUGUCAUUGAAGUGUAUGUCGCGGAUCGCCUUCAGGAGGGCCUGCAGUGAGACCUCCGUUGUUUGGUCACUGACGGGCGCCGAAGCCCUACCACCCGAUGGAUAUCUGUUCAAUCUGUUGGUCGUAUUCACAUUGUCUGUGAUUUUUGGCCAAAUAAUAUCGAUGGCUGGACUGCCGGCCCUCUUAGGGAUGCUUAUCAUUGGAUUCCUAUUGGGAAACACUUUGGAUCUGAAUCUGAACAAGAAGUUGUCGUCAGUGUUGCGGUCAUUAGCUCUGGUCAUAAUCCUAUUGCGCGCUGGACUCCAAUUGGAUCCCAAAGCCAUCAUCAAGUUAUCGGCCGUUUGUUUUCGGCUCUCAUUCAUGCCAUGUCUGGUCGAAGCCUUCACUGUCGCCGUUGUCUCCCAUUUCUUACUAGACUUCCCGUUCGUAUGGGGAGUAAUGUUAGGCUUCGUGUUGGCGGCCGUUUCCCCGGCAGUUGUCGUUCCCGGACUCAUAAGUCUUCAGGAAAAGGGCUACGGAGUGGACAAAGGAGUGCCAACUCUGGUGAUAGCGGCGGCCAGUGUUGACGACGUUCUGGCCAUCACUGGCUUUGGUCUGUGUCUGGGACUCGUGUUUGACACCAAAUCCAUGCUCUUAUGGAGUGUAUUGAAAGGACCGGCGGAAGCGUUCGCAGGCAUUGUCUACGGGAUAGUUAUGGGACUUAUUCUGUGGUACUUUCCACACAAACAAGAGUCACAAUCACAACGAAUUUCAAUACUAUUAUUGUCGGCGAUAUUCGCACUGUUUGGCAGUAUUGGUGCCAAUAUGGGUGGCGCCGGACCCCUGGCCUGUCUGGUCGUGUCGUUUGUGGCGGCGCUUAAGUGGCGUCAAAACCAGUCUAUGAAUGAAGAAAUACAGAGCGUAUUGAAGACAUUUUGGCUAAUAUUUCAGCCCUUUUUGUUCGCAUUGAUUGGCACUGAAGUGAAACUGUCGGACAUGAGGGCCGAUGCCAUCGGUUUGGCGUUAAUAACGUUAGCAAUCGGUUUGACAUUUAGGACAAUAACUGCUAUGUCUGUAGUAUUUGGCGCUAAAUUCACGCUUAAAGAGAAAGUAUUCAUCGGCUUCUCAUGGCUGCCAAAAGCUACAGUCCAGGCGGCCAUCGGACCCAUCGCUCUCGAUAUGGCCCGCGACAGAGCUGAUCCCAAACACAUCCAAAUGGCAACACUUGUGCUCACAAUAGCCGUCCUAUCAAUUGUAAUGACAGCACCGAUCGGUGCCAUCGCUAUCGCACUAAUGGGUCCCAAAUGUCUCAACAAAUCUAAUGCCAAGAAUGAGAUUGUUUUGGCAGAUAAUGAACCACAGAGUGAUGUAUUACUUAACCAACCGUUGACUGAACUAACCGUCUCUUAG